AUGUCAAUCUCGUUCCCAGCCGUCGCUUCGCCGAACGUCGAGUCCGAUGCAGCAAGCGGCGGUCUCACAGACAAGCCCGUUCCUCGCCUGCGCAAAUCCGCCUCGCACCUCGCGCAGGUGCAGGUCCAGAACCGCCGGCGCGACUAUCUCCACCGCCACCCCAGCUACUUUGACAACAUUGAACAUGAACUCGCCAACCCCAUUCUGUACGAACGCCUCGUCAAGCGACACCAGUCCGCCGCCGAGCGCGAGGCCGAAGGCCGCGCCAAGGGCUACGGCCGCACUCUGGAAGCAGACCUCGUGCGUGGCGAGACCAAGUUGGCCACCCUGCGCGAUGCUCAAGAGCCGUCCACGAUGGGGGGCGUCGAGGAGGCGUGGGACCAGCCUGCAGAGACGAAAGCGCAAGGGCUGGAGCUGUGGCGGCUGUUCUUGACGGAUCGGUUCGUGCGGGGGCGAGAUGCAGAGUUUGCGUACGAGGCGGUGGAUGGGAGUGAAGAGUAUGAUGGGCUGGCGAGGAGAGAGGCGGAGGAGCAGUGGUUUGAUGAGGAGGAGCCCAUGAGGGUGGAUGAUGCUGCGUUGCUAAAGGGUGAGACGGGCAUUCAGGAUUUUUAA
This is a messenger RNA of Beauveria bassiana ARSEF 2860, 612 nucleotides long. Its product is annotated as coiled-coil domain-containing protein. Lineage: Eukaryota; Fungi; Ascomycota; Sordariomycetes; Hypocreales; Cordycipitaceae. The record is from RefSeq and is a predicted model, not a curated record. The coding region runs from base 1 to 612 and encodes 203 amino acids. The transcript has 2 exons.